This is a messenger RNA of Saccostrea cuccullata (small rock oyster), 3464 nucleotides long. Its product is annotated as glutamate-rich protein 6-like. Lineage: Eukaryota; Metazoa; Mollusca; Bivalvia; Ostreida; Ostreidae. Bases 114 to 2429 code for a protein of 771 amino acids. The transcript is spliced from 18 exons. The record is from RefSeq and is a predicted model, not a curated record.
AAUAAUUUCAUGACAUUUCAGUCAUGUGAUCGUCGUUAUCAACCAAGUUGUAAACUAAGAUGGAGGACUAGGGGGCUUAAAGGAUUUGGAGGUUGGUAACACCAGUACUAAACAUGGAGAUCUUGUCGGACGACAACGCUUCGGAAUCCCGCUUUCCUCUGAAGAAACCUUUGCCCCCAAUAGGUGGAGGAGGGGAUAAUGAUGACAUUGAACUCCCCAACUCGGGCUCAGAUAGUCAAGACGAACAAAUUAACUCCAAAGAUGAAGAUGACAAAUCUACUGUGUCAAAUGCCUCUUCUACAGCCAAACAAGGAAGCGGUAAAACUCGGCCAGCGGUAUUACGAGGAUUCCGACGAGAAGCUCCCGAACCCGAAUCAGGAACCGACAAAAGUUCAGGGGACGGCACACCCACAGGAAGAAAGUCCAGGUCUAGAAAGAGAGACAUCAUGAAAAAAAAAACUUUCGAUGGUCGUGAAGUAACGUUUAUAACCGAGAAUACCCAGACAGACUGGGAUUGGCUAGAGGAAGCGGAGAAAUCCGGAACAGCUCGUCUACUUGGACCUCGAGAUAGUUUACUUUCUUUGCACGAAGAAGAUGGCCUCUCACCAGGUAAGAAGGAGGAGUCUAAGGCCGACAUCCCCACCCUACAGGAGGAGUCCUCCGCCCCCUCCCCGUACCCCAUCAACGAUGAGUUCGGGGUCCCCAUGUUAGAACUCAGCAGUGACUCUGAUACGAGUUCUGAUGAGGAGGAAUAUACAGGGAAGAAAGUGCAGGAUGAUCGCACUUUCAUGCCUAGUAUCGGUCCACCACAAAUACUGCAGUACAACAAGGAAUCUGAGAAAAAGGUUAUAGAGGUCAGCGAGCCCUCUGAGCGCACUCAAGAUGAAGAGGCUGAGGUAGACGAGCAUGGCCGCGUCGUGGGAAUGUUCGGAGGAACGUGUGAGUUCUGUGGUCACGCGGUCCAGCCCUGGCCCACCCUGGAACAACAGCAGACUCUCCCCCCAGACCAGCUGUACUGCUGUAACGACUACAGGGAGUUUGUCGAGUUCACUACAGAACAGGCGCAGGCCGUAGAGGCGGAACAUAAAUCGCUGACCAAGAAAAUCAGCAUCUCCAGUCACCCUCACUAUGGAAGCUCAAAAGAGGAUAGAAAAGUGGCUAAAGAAAGGGCUUUACAGAGAAUGAGAGAGAAGGAAAUGCAGAGGAAGCAACAGGAAGCCUCUGGCUUUCAGCAGCAGUCUAAUUUCUAUUCUUCCGUUAGACCCGUUUUUCGACACAGACAGCUGAUGAACGUCCAGAAUAUGUACAAAGAUUUGGAUAGCCAAUCUCCACCACCAUUACCAAGCAUAGAUGAAACUUUCGAUUUCCCCAGUAAAAGCCCUACCAAAUCAGGGUUAAGUUUCCAUAAAUCUAGGUCCUCUGGGAGUUUUAUUCCCUCUGUGCCUCCCUCUGGUGCCAGUAAAAGGCAGCAGGAAAAGUCCGAAAAAAUUCUGACCUACGCGGAACUUCGUAACCCAGAGAGUCAAACUGGGUUGGCAGUCGCUCAGAAGAUGAAGACAAUAAAUUACCAGCUGUCCUCCCAGAAAUGUCUGGAGGAGGGCUGGACGGUCCGACCCCCCAGUCCCCUGGCGGGCGAGGAGGAGGAUGACACCUUCAUACCGGAGCCAAUCAACAUAGACCUCAUCAAGAGUGGAAAGUUGGGUCUAGUUGAGAAGUUUUAUGAAAAUGGACAGAAGUUCCUGACCAUGUUUCCAGAUGGAACAGGGAAUAUUUUCUAUCCCUCAGGAAAUCUGGCCAUUGCUAUAACCUCAGUACAGCUGGGACAGUUUAAUUACGUGGUACAGGCAGACUUAGAGAAGCCCAGCAUUCUAGCCGUGUUUGAACCCAAUGGAUUUGCCUGUUGUUACCACCCUAAUGGUGUAGUCAGAUUAAAUAUGGACCAGCUAGGAGGUAUAGAACUGGAUUACACUGGAGCCAAGAAGAGGAAGUGGCUGUGGAAGGAUCAGAACACCCACGUACACGCUCCUCCCUUCCAGCCGAUCCACUUCCUGCUGAACCACUACAUCGGGGUCAGGAUCCUGGCCCAGGAGAGAAUGGUGCUAGACUUCAGUGCUGGAGACAGGGGAAAGAGGUUCAAUGUGGGGGCAAGACUUAAGGUGAACCAUUUAAAUCAAAUUCUAUAUACACUGAAAUUGAUGCAUGUCUUCAUUGUUAUUUGUUUGCAGAAAAUCAGAGUUGAGAAAAUGUUGGACAAAGUGGCCACAUUAUUGAAAUUCCCCAAAUCUCCCAAAAUUGACAAAAUACUGCCUCCACUACAUGUGACAUCCAAGGCUCUGAAAACGGAACGUCUGAGGCAGGAACGAGCCAAUCAAAUCGCAACGCAGGAGGCCAAGAAAAACAAACAGGCCCCCAUCCCCGCCAUAAGUUAGAGAAUCCAUUCAUCAUUGUUUCCCAUAUCUGUGUUCAGUUGUGUCAGUAAAGGAUCGUAUGCUUUUAUUGAAAUUCGAGAGACUCUGUGUGUGAUCUAACUAUUAUUCUGGUAUAAGUGUUUCCUUGUAAAAAAGAUAUAUAUUUAUUUCUCAUCUGCAGGUUUGAAUGGCAAUAUACUAGUAUAUAGUUAUAUGUAUAAGGAAUUCAGAUAUUUAUACAUUUAUUGAAGCACACACGCUGCCAAAUCUUGCUGCUUUUAUUGUAUAUUCCGCAGCAAUAAAUUACGUGUUUUACGUUAGUGUACUUUACUCGGCUUAAUAUAUACCGUUCACUGUAUUCAGUCUUGCUUGUAGCUCAACAUUUCUGUACUAGUCACAUCUGUGUUUUUCCCCUCCGUCCUUUAUUAUAUUUUUCCGCUGUCCAUUACUGUAUUUUAGUUACCCUGAUAUUGUUCAAAUUUUUUGUUUUUGUUUACACUUUUUGUAUAUCAAUGUAGCUAUAUUUAUCUGUGAUAUUUGCAUUUAUCAAUGUUCGUUGUUUGUUACUCAACAUAUUGGUUGUUGGAGUACUUUUUAUGAAUGGUUUAAAUGGCCGUCAUUCAUCAUUGUUAAAUAUUUUAUGACACAUAUCACUAUUUUGCUGAUUUUAAAGAAUAAAUCAGGGGGAUUGGGUAAUUUUUUUUAGUCCACACAUUCCAUUGCGUCAAAUAACUUUGUAGAAAUCUUUGUAUCACAUUAUAUUUGUGGAAACACGUCUUUUAAUGUACUGCUGAGCUUAUUAAAUACCUAGCUUUAUUCGGAGAUACUGCUGACAAAAGUUUAUAAUUAACUUUAGAGUUUAUAAAUUAGUUGUUUAUAUUUUUGGACUAAGUUUACGGAGUAAUCAAAUGCUAUACAGUAUUAUAAAGCAUGAUGUUUAAAUGUUUUGUAAUAGAUUUAUUGUAAAAGCAGAGUCAUUUUCCCCUUUAUGGAAUUUAUCCUAGAAUUGUGAAUUUUCUUUGCAUAUCAAGCAUUAUAUAAAAAUUUAUUUAAAUA